AAUUGGAAAGGUCCAGCAGCCAAGUCUUGACAUUUGUCCCCAUUAGACUAAACUAAUAGCUCUCUAUCUUGCAUUCUCAUUCGCACAGGGAAAGUUUUCUUUUCUUCUUCUGACUAUCUAUCUCCCUUUCUCUGGUAUCUGCAGCAUCCAAGAUUUAUUAGCAUCCCAUCAGAUUUACAUUACAUUUCUCCUAAAGAUGGCAAUGGGAUUAUCUACGUUCAAGACUUGCUUGUCAGAGCAUCCAUCAAUCGUAAAUUUCCAGUGGAGCAUUACCCGGACAUGGGGCUCUACAUGGUCCUUCCUCUUCUCUGCUAUAUCCAUCUACAUCAUCUCUGCCGUCACUCUCCACCUUCUCCUCUACCUCUUCCUUAGCCGCAACCGCCGGGUUUCACUCGGUCCAGUCCCAGCAAUCCACAGCCUGGCCGUGGCGCUAAUCUCAGCCUUCAUUUUCAUUGGCUUACUUUUCUCAACAGCAGCAGAAAUCCGCGAAACACGUUGGUUUUGGCGACGCACCAAGACAACCACUGCGUUCCAGUGGCUCCUUUGUUUUCCACUCGGCACGAGGCCCACCGGCAGAGUUUUCUUCUGGUCAUACGUUUUCUACCUCUCUCGGUUCUUUCAUCUACUUCGAACAUUCUUUAUAAUCCUCCAGUACCGUAAACUAUCAUUCUUUACACUAUUUAAUCAGUCUAUUCUCUUGUUAAUGUCAUUUCUUUGGCUGGAAUUCUCUCAAUCUUUUCAAGUAUUAGCUAUACUUCUAACCACGUUACUAAACUCGGUAGUUUAUGGAUAUCGGUUCUGGACUGCAAUGGGGUUGCCAAGGGCCCAUUUCCUUUUUGUAGUGAAUUGCCAGUUUGUGCUCUUGGGAUGCAAUAUUGUUUGCCAUUUUGGAGUGCUUUUCUUGCAUUUCUUGAAAGGUGGGUGCAAUGGAAUGAUGGCUUGGGGCUUAAACUCUGUAUUAAAUGGCGUGAUUCUAGUUUUAUUUUUGAGGUUUUACGUCAAGGUACACUUGAUAAAGAGGAAGGCUAGUGAAGUGAGUGAAUACGAGAGUUCUUCAAGGCAUUUGUACUCUGUUUCAGAGAUAGAGAGAGAAAAAUCUAGAUAAUGAGCUCGCCUGAACUAGGUUUUGCUCAUCUUUUUCUUUCUUGCCCUUCCCAUCGUUUGUAUAAAAUUAAUGUAUCUUGUCAUGUAAUUGUGUAAAGAAGCUAAAAGUGUACAAUGCAUGAUUAAAAAAAAAAAAAGAACUGAAUUUCUGAAAAGGCUUUA
Molecule: messenger RNA, 1266 nt
Organism: Ricinus communis (castor bean)
Lineage: Eukaryota; Viridiplantae; Streptophyta; Magnoliopsida; Malpighiales; Euphorbiaceae
Product: elongation of fatty acids protein 3-like
Exons: 1
Coding region: 197-1105 (302 amino acids)
Biological process (GO): fatty acid elongation, monounsaturated fatty acid; fatty acid elongation, saturated fatty acid; very long-chain fatty acid biosynthetic process
Cellular component (GO): endoplasmic reticulum membrane
Molecular function (GO): fatty acid elongase activity
Source: RefSeq, a predicted model, not a curated record